CACAAAAGGAUCCCUAGUCAAGAGAACUCUCAAAUUCCCAAACAGAUCUGAGUAUUUUGCAGUGUCCAAUCGGUGGAAUGUGAAACUUCGUCGCCUCCACCGUUUUGGCAGAAAAAAACCCAACCCUCAUAACCCGUCAAAAAUUCCACUUCAUACUUCGCCCCUCACGCCGUCGUAUCUUGGCCGUGCUCGAGGCCGUUUUCCUCGUGUCCGGUCGAUCAGGCGCCGUGCGGAGUGACCCAUUUGCGAUUUUUUCCCCAGGUUUGGUGUGUUCAUAAUGCUUCAUUGAUUAGAUAGACAACCUCAUGCAUACCAAGGGCUCUAUCAUCAUCACAAACUCAAAUAUAUCUACUUGAUGGUAUUUGAACAUACUUGUAACACACAACGAGGAAAGCCCCUCUUAUAAAGCAUCAAUUUGCGUUUUUCUGAUUCUGCAAAUAUGGUGUUUAGUGGAAUUGCAAAAACAGUUUCUGUUUUAUUGGCUCGUUUCUCAACCUCGAAGGCACCUACAGCACCUUAUGUACCAUCAGGUUUUCCACCAUUACCUGGUUCAAUCACUAGUGCAGGAAGGAAGAACAAGUUGCGCCCCACCUCGUCACUUCAAGAUUUCUCUGUAUAUCAUCACAACGAUGUAGAAUAUGAUGAUAUCAAUCCUGAAAUUGAAAGAAUUUCUACUAAAUCAAAGCAGGCUGCAUUUUUCCUAAGAGAAAACACCGGAUCAAGUUUUUCGAAGGAAAAGGGAUCUCCAAGAAACUUUUCUAAGCGGAAGAAGUUGUUGAUAUCUCUUAUGGUUCUCUGUUUUCUAUUAGUUGCUGGUGUUUUGUGUGUCUCAUUGUCUUAUUACUUCAAGUUGUCCGGAGGUCCAUCGAGGUUCUAUGUCGUUCUUGAUUGUGGUAGCACAGGGACCCGUGUUUAUGUAUACCAAGCGUCAUUUAUUGUCCAGAACAAAGAUGAAAGCCUGCCUAUUUUGUUAAAAUCAAUGCCAGAAGGUUUUCAAAGAAAAUCAAAAACUUUUAGCGGAAGGGCUUAUAACCGAAUGGAAACAGAACCUGGUCUUGACAAGUUGGUCCACAACAUGUCCGGCUUGGAUGGAGCAAUAAAACCACUAAUCCAAUGGGCAGAGAAUCAAAUCCCUCAAGAUGCUCAUAAUACUACAUCACUAUUUCUUUAUGCUACAGCUGGGGUCCGCAGAUUACCCGAUUUGGACUCUAAAUGGCUUCUUGACAAUUCUUGGUCCCUUUUAAGAAGCUCACCAUUCUUGUGCAAGAGAGAGUGGGUGAAGAUCAUCAGUGGGGAAGAUGAAGCUUUUUUUGGAUGGAUAGCUUUGAAUUAUAAUGCUGGUGUAUUAGGGACUACUAGACCGAAAAAGGAAACUUUCGGUGCACUUGAUUUGGGUGGCUCAUCACUACAGGUCACAUUUGAGAGUAGUCGAGAGAGUCCCAAUAACAAUAAUAAUAAUGAGUCAGCUGGGUUAAAUCUGAGAAUUGGCCAUCUCAAUCAUCAACUCACAGCCUACUCCUUGCCUGGGUAUGGCUUAAACGAUGCUUUUGACAAGUCAGUGUCUUAUCUUCUCAGGAAGAAGCUUCCUAAGGUAAGUGGUGCAGAUUUGUCCAGAGGAAAUGUUGAGAUCAAACAUCCUUGUUUGCAGACUGGUUACAAGGAAAAAUAUGUCUGUUUUAACUGUGUUUCUCCAUCUCAAGAAAGUGACAAUUCCCCCAGCGGCGCAAGAAGAGAAUUUAGUAAAGGAGCAAAGCACGGAGUCCCCAUUCAGCUCAUUGGAGCUCCCAAAUGGGAUGAAUGCAAUUCAAUUGCAAAUAAUGUUGUCAAUUCGUCUGAAUGGUCUUCUGAAUGGAGCCGUCCCCAUCCAAGUGGACAAUUUUACGCAAUGUCUGGUUUUUACGUGGUGUACCGUUUUUUCAACUUGACUUCGGAUGCAACCCUAGAUGUUGUUUUACAGAAGGGUAAAAAGUUUUGCAAAAAAAAUUGGGAUGUGGCCAAGAAAAGUGUUGCCCCCCAACCUUUUAUAGAACAGUACUGUUUCAGGGCACCAUAUAUUGUGUUCCUGUUGAGAGAAGGGCUGAAGGUUAAAGAUGGUAAUAUCAUUAUUGAUUCCGGAAGAACAACUUGGACACUCGGAGUUGCUCUAUUAGAAGCGGGAAAGGAAGUGUCAGAAAAGCUUGAGUUUCAGAGAUAUGAGUUAUUCCGGAUGAAGGUUAAAAGGAUUCUUCCGUUGGCUGGUUUAGUUGCUUCUUUGGCUGUUCUUUUUUGUGCAUUUUUAUGUAUUGUAAACUCGAUUCCAAAGUUCUUCCGGAAGCCGUACCUUCCCAUUUUCAGGCAUAGUAAUGCAUCAACUGCCUCUAUUAUGCCUAAUCCUUUCAGGUUCCAGCGUUGGAGUCCAAUCAGUACAGGGGAUGUGAGAGAGAAAUUACCACUCAGUCCAACAAUAGCAUCUACUCAAAGAAAUGGAUAUGGUUUCGGGGUGCACCUAGGUGAAGGCCCUUCGUUAUACUCAUCAUCUAGUGGUGUAUCACAUAGCAGUUCGUCCAGUUGUUUGGUAGGGCAAAUCCAAUUCGAUAGUGGUAUGGGCUCCUUCCGGCCCCCACACAGAAGCCAACAACGACUUCAAAGCAGAAGAUCGCAAUCUAGAGAGGACCUUCAUUCUUCAUUGGCUGAGACCAAUUUGGCAAAGGUCUGAAAUGCUCCCGUCACUAUUUCCCUCCAAAGAUAGUCUUCAUUAUGCCACGUGGCAGUAUAUACUGAUUCCACAUGUGUCACCACGAGGAAGAAAAGAUAGUUAGCUGACUUUUGUGAAGGAUUUGAAAUUUGUGAAUAGUCUUCUGAACACCCCCCUGAUGUUUACAUUGACUUAUACGUAGGUUAGUCUUUUCUCAAAAAAUGGGUUGAGAACACUUGUGGAGUUGUGGGGUUCCCUCUGGCGGGAAUAUUCCCUCCUAACAUCCCCUUGUUCCAAUUGGUAGCAAACAUCAGAUCUUGAGUUAUAAAGGUAUAUACUGCUCUUGUUAGAAGAGAGCUUCAGAUCUUAGUUUAUGGAUAGCCUUAGCUUUUUUUGGAGGGGGCGGCUCUGUGAAUUCUUUGUGCACUUUAAAUUGUUUAAUGAUUAUAAACUUCUAUGAACAGAUAGAGAUGGAUAUAAAAAUGCCACUUGUUGUGGGUUUAGCAAGA
Cuscuta europaea is the source of this 3183-nucleotide messenger RNA. Lineage: Eukaryota; Viridiplantae; Streptophyta; Magnoliopsida; Solanales; Convolvulaceae. The record is from the annotation of a GenBank genome assembly.